Molecule: messenger RNA, 2714 nt
Organism: Candoia aspera
Lineage: Eukaryota; Metazoa; Chordata; Lepidosauria; Squamata; Candoiidae
Gene: ADA2
Product: adenosine deaminase 2
Exons: 11
Coding region: 435-1952 (505 amino acids)
Biological process (GO): adenosine catabolic process; inosine biosynthetic process
Molecular function (GO): adenosine deaminase activity
Source: RefSeq, a predicted model, not a curated record
GGCUUAUAUCAGCCUAGCCUACUUACUUAAAUACAAUAAAUCAGUAACAUGCACUUGAAUAAGCAGAAAUUCCAGUCAAAACUUUAUUAGUAUUUUUAAUUCCAUCUCCUUUUUAAAACAGAGCAUCACCAGAGAAGUCAGGAGUCUUUGUGCUGGAUUGGAACAGAAGUGCCUGAAGGCUAAUGCUGAUCUGGCUGGGAGGCAGAGAGGUUACUGAUGUGGCAUCCUCUGGUUCGGCUGAAGCAGUAAAGAAAUUUGAACGGCUGACAUCUCUAGUUUGUUCUGUGUUAGAGGAAUAGUUUCAAAACACCAGCCAGACCUACCUGUGUACCCCCGAGAGGCUCUGACUUUUAGCUUGUGAAAGAGCUUUUGCCAAGCACAAGGAAGGAAAAACCAUCAGGAAGUAAAUUGUUGGAGUGUCUCCAGCAAAGAAUAUGGUUGCUCGGAGAAUUGGAGCUCAGGGGAUCCUCAUUCUCAGUUGGGUUUCCCUAUGGGUAAGCUUCCCAUUGAAUAAACGGGACAGGCUAUUUGAGAAGGAGGAUGCCCGGCGUACAGGUGGCAACCUUAUCCUAACACCACAGGAAGAACAUUUCAAUGACAAGCUCAUGAACCUCAAAGAAACAGAAGUAAUUAAAGCUAUGCAAACUGGGCUGUUUCCACCUGCCAUGCAUUUCUUCAAGGCUAAAGGUCUCAUUGAACAAAGUGCCGUUUUCAGCAUCCUAAAAGAAAUGCCCAAAGGUGGCCUUUUACAUGUGCAUGACUACGCUAUCCUGAGUGCUGACUGGCUGGUAUACGACGCUAGUUACAUGCCUCACUGUUACAUCUGCUUCUGCCCUAACUGGACUGUUCAAUUCAAGUUUUCACAUCCUUCUCCUCCUACAAAUGUGCCUCCUUGCUCCAAGUGGAUAUUGCUGGAGACCUACCGCAAGAGUCUGGAUGAUGUGGCUGAAUUUGAUAAGAGUUUGCUGAGGAACCUAACGCUAGUAACAGAUACUCCAGAGAAGACCUACCCAACUCAAGCUUUCAUCUGGAAGAAAUUUGAAAAUAUCUUCACCACUGCUUCCGGCAUUAUUAAUUAUGCGCCUGUGUUCAAAUCCUAUUUCUAUCAAGGGCUGAUGGAGCUCUAUGAAGAUAAUGUGCAGUAUGUUGAGCUCAGAGUUCUACUGACACCGAUAUAUGAGCUGGACGGAAGUCUGCAUGAUAAAGUUUGGUCUGUGGCAGCUUAUGAAGAAGUGGCUAAACGAUUUGUAAAUAAUCACCCUGAUUUCGUGGGUGCAAAGAUUAUAUACACAACAUUCCGAAAGCAGAGUGUUUCGCAGAUCGAAGAAGCUAUUCGUACAGCCAUGGCACUCAGAACUGAGUUCCCAGAUACUGUGGCAGGGUUUGAUUUGGUUGGUCGGGAAGAUGAUGGAUACUCUCUCUGGGAACUGAAAAAAGCCUUAACUUUGCCAGAAACUCUAGGAUAUCAUUUGCCGUAUUUCUUUCAUGCUGGUGAGACAGACUGGGAAGGCACGUCUAUAGAUAAAAAUGUGUUGGAUGCUCUGCUGUUAAACACCAGCCGGAUUGGUCAUGGAUUUGCACUUGCCAAGCAUUCAGAAGCUAGGAGGUUGGCGUUGAAGGGGACUAUUCCUGUAGAAGUCAGUCCUAUUUCUAACCAGGUCCUGAUGCUAGUAUCAGAUCUGAGAAACCAUCCUGCUGCUUUUCUGUUGUCAGAGGGCCAUCAGAUAGUGGUUGCCUCUGAUGAUCCAUCCAUCUUUGGAGCAAAGGGAUUAUCCUAUGACUUCUAUGAGAUGUUUAUGGGCAUAGGAGGGAUGAGUGCCGAUUUGAAAACUUUGAAGCAACUGGUGCUCAACUCUUUAAAAUACAGUAGUAUGAAAUCUGAUGAGAAGAACAAGGCCUUGAAGAUUUUGCAAAAAAAGUGGGACCACUUCAUAGCUCAGUCACUCACUUAAUAGCAGCUUCAUUCCAAGGGGCUGCUGGAAAUAGCCUAAGGUAGAGGUAUUGUACAAAACCUUGCUUUUCUCAGGUACUUUGAUCAGAUCAUUGCUCCUUUAGCAAUUCUGCAAAAGAUAAAAAUGAUUGAAAUCUGAAUGUACUCCAUAAAGGUGGAGUUUGUUGUAUUGAGAUUGAAUAGAAGUAGUGAUCUUUCCCUCUCUAAUAGUGGAAGGUCUUCUGAUUUUUGGUUAUAUUGGUAAUUGUUGUUGCAUAAUUGUUGUGGGAAAAUAGGAGGCAGGAGUAUUAAGUACAGUAUGUUUGCUGCCUUGAAUUAACCAAACAUUUAUUUAAAAAGAAGGCAGGAUAAAAAUAUAAUAGUAAUAAUAAUAAUAAUAAUAAUAUGAUUUGAUUCUUUUUAUUGCAUUGGGCUGUAUGUUGCUCAGAGUGGUUCAUGAUUGGAACAGCCCAUAAACCUAGUAAAAUAAAUAAAGGAAUGAUUGAAUGAUCGAUCGAACACCUGUAGAUUCGUAACACAGAUUAGAGUUCUUGGCUCUAAUUGUAAAAUUGCUCAUGACUACUUUUCUUCAUCAAACAUGUAUCAUAUGAACUAACAGAAGAGAAAUAAAUACCUGCCUUUUGGGCUAGAAAAAUUUAGAAAAACAAUCAAAUAUCUAUACAUCUUAUGCUUUAUUUUGAAAAGCCAAUGUUUAAAACAAUACACAGCCUAGUUUUAUAGCAUAUAGCAGAGAUGAGAACCUUGUUGACUUUCGGACAACCAG